AUGGCCAAAUACGCUUGGUACACCAGAGUGACUGACGCUGUUCACCGUCUGACGGUUUUGUCUCUAGUAGGAGGCACACUGUACAUGACAGGAGGUCUGAUGUAUUCCAUGUACAUUAAUGGCAAGAAAUACGAGCAGCAGCUUUCGCAGAAGAGCGUCGAAUCUGAAAAGAAAGAAGGGGACUUGUAG
This is a messenger RNA of Lachancea mirantina, 189 nucleotides long. NCBI's taxonomy places the organism in Eukaryota, Fungi, Ascomycota, Saccharomycetes, Saccharomycetales, Saccharomycetaceae. The record is from the annotation of a GenBank genome assembly.